AUGGCCAUAAUGGUGGUGGAACUUUUCCGCGGACCUUUAAGUCCUGCUCUGCCCUAUGUGUUUUCAAAGACAUUAGAUAAAUGCAACAUUGAUAAAAUUGAAAUUCGACUUGACUUUGUCUACUUGAGCGAAUCGCGUGACCGUCUCAUGUUUCCUGGAACGAUUGUAAAGAAAUUGGACAGAAAAACUACAACUAUUCGCAUUUAUUCAAAGACACCUCCAACACCUCACUUUGAAAUAUCCGCUUCUGAUGAAGAUUUUUGCAGAAAUAUGCCUAUGAGCACGAACACAUCUGCAUGCUGCUCGAUCCCGCAACUUUUUGACGAGAGCUUGUGGAGGUCCUGUGGAAUUGAGAUCGAUUAUAAUACAUCGUCUGAAGCAGAAGCCAUAUUUACGUCUAUGCUAGGCAAAUGCAUCGGAGAUUGUACAUUUGCCACAGCUGGGUUUUUAAAUGAUAAAGAUAUUGACUUUGAUGAGCUUCAUAGUUCUAUCAUCAACAAAACUGAAACAAAUUCCGCUUGGUCUGAGAAUAUGCCAUUUUUGGUAAUAAAUGCUACACUAAUGGUCGAUAAAAUGCACCAAGCUGAUGAUCAUUGGCAAUGUGAAACAAAGGCAGAUAUGUUUUUAGAGUAUUUCUACGCGUUGUUAAUGAUAAACUGUCCACGGCGUUUUUGGAAUGAUACUGCUACAUGUUCUGAAAUGAAAAAGCGAUUUGAAAUAUGCCCGCAGAAACUUCAGCCUUCUGUACACUAAUAGUUAAUAUCACUAAUUGGAAGAAAAAUUCUUGAAAAAUGGCC
Molecule: messenger RNA, 797 nt
Organism: Ctenocephalides felis (cat flea)
Lineage: Eukaryota; Metazoa; Arthropoda; Insecta; Siphonaptera; Pulicidae
Exons: 9
Coding region: 1-753 (250 amino acids)
Source: RefSeq, a predicted model, not a curated record